Molecule: messenger RNA, 1691 nt
Organism: Danio rerio (zebrafish)
Lineage: Eukaryota; Metazoa; Chordata; Actinopteri; Cypriniformes; Danionidae
Gene: eno1b
Product: enolase 1b, (alpha)
Biological process (GO): glycolytic process
Cellular component (GO): phosphopyruvate hydratase complex
Molecular function (GO): phosphopyruvate hydratase activity; magnesium ion binding
Source: RefSeq, marked provisional
CGCAACUGCAGACGCAGGUUGUAACUGUUAGUUUGACAACUCAUUCUGUCGUUAAUUUAUAUCGUUUCACCAAGAUUUUUAAAGAAAGAUGUCUAUUCUGAAGAUACACGCUCGUGAGAUUUUUGAUUCUAGGGGCAACCCCACUGUGGAGGUGGACCUCUACACAGAAAGAGGUCUGUUUCGAGCUGCUGUCCCCAGUGGAGCUUCUACUGGGAUCUAUGAAGCGCUGGAGCUCAGAGACAAUGAUAAGUCCCGCUACCUGGGCAAAGGUGUAUCAAAGGCUGUUGAGAAUGUGAACCAACAUAUUGCACCUGCUCUCAUUGGCCAGGGAAUUCCUGUUGUUGAGCAAGAAAAGAUUGACCAGUUCAUGCUGGAACUGGACGGAACUGAGAAUAAGUCCCGAUUUGGUGCCAAUGCCAUCCUGGGUGUGUCCCUGGCGGCGUGUAAGGCAGGAGCUGCGGAGAAAGGUGUUCCUCUGUACCGUCACAUUGCUGACCUUGCUGGAAACCCAGAGGUCAUUCUGCCUGUGCCGGCCUUUAAUGUGAUCAAUGGCGGCUCUCAUGCUGGCAAUAAAUUGGCCAUGCAGGAGUUCAUGAUUCUGCCGGUCGGGGCCAGCAGCUUUAAGGAAGCCAUGCGCAUUGGUGCAGAGGUGUACCACAAUCUGAAGAACGUUAUUAAGCAGAAAUAUGGCCAGGAUGCCACCAAUGUUGGUGACGAGGGAGGAUUUGCACCAAACAUUCUUGAGAACAAAGAAGCUCUAGAGCUGCUGAAGAAUGCCAUCAGUAAAGCUGGAUACACUGAUGAAGUUGUGAUAGGGAUGGAUGUGGCAGCAUCUGAAUUCUAUCGUGACGGACAGUACGACUUGGACUUUAAGUCUCCCGAUGACCCCGAUCGAUACAUCAGCCCCGAUGAGCUUGCUGACCUUUACAAGAGUUUCAUAGAGGAUUAUCCAGUGGUCUCUAUUGAGGAUCCCUUUGAUCAAGAUGACUGGGAGGCCUGGACCAAUUUCACCAACAGCACAGAAAUUCAGGUGGUGGGAGAUGAUCUCACUGUUACCAAUCCCAAGCGCAUAGCUACUGCAGUGGAGAACGAGGCUUGCAACUGCCUGUUGCUCAAAGUUAACCAGAUUGGUACUGUGACAGAGUCUCUGCAGGCAUGUAACAUGGCUCAGUCCAGUGGCUGGGGAGUGAUGGUGAGCCAUCGCUCAGGGGAAACCGAGGACACAUUCAUUGCAGACCUUGUUGUGGGACUGUGCACUGGACAGAUUAAAACAGGAGCCCCAUGCCGUUCAGAGCGUCUGGCCAAGUACAACCAGAUCCUCAGAAUUGAAGAGGAACUGGGGGAGAAAGCUCGCUUUGCUGGGAAGAACUUCAGAAAUCCACUGAACUGAGACCACCACAGUACAGUUAGAAGUAUUUAACCUCAUCCAGUAAAUAUACUAAUAGUAUAUGUUUUAACUUAUGAUUAAAGAAUGGGUUGAUGCUGAGACCAUAUCAUCAAGGACACUAAAACAAGAAUCAUAAUCGUUAUGUGGGUGACCAUUUGGAUGAGUGUCACGUGUACUUGUGUCAUGAUGAUUAUAUUGCAAAGAAAGUGCAAACAGUGUUUUCCUGUAAAUGCUGCGUAGCAGAUUUUUGAGGACUGUGCUUGUAAUAGUGGAUACUGUUAAAAUAAAAACAUCACCUCAACUA